CCUAGCACCAACGGCCUCUGCUGCUCACAUCCUGUCCGGUGAAGAUAUCGGGCGGCUGCAGAACCAAACCUAGUCUGAGGCUGCUAUAUUUCGUAAUUAAAUCAAUAAAACAUUGAUUGAAAUAACUCAGACCACCGUGAACGAUAAAUAGAGAGCACAAUGAUCCGCUUUAUCCUCAUCCAGAACCGAGCAGGGAAGACCCGGCUGGCCAAGUGGUACAUGCAGUUUGAUGAUGAUGAGAAGCAGAAGCUGAUUGAAGAAGUGCAUGCCGUAGUGACAGUCCGUGAUGCCAAACACACCAACUUUGUAGAGUUCAGAAACUUCAAGAUCAUUUACAGGCGAUACGCUGGCCUGUACUUCUGCAUCUGUGUGGAUGUGACGGACAAUAACCUGGCUUACCUGGAAGCCAUUCACAACUUUGUUGAGGUUUUGAAUGAGUAUUUCCACAAUGUGUGUGAAUUAGACCUGGUCUUCAAUUUCUACAAAGUGUACACAGUGGUGGACGAGAUGUUUCUGGCAGGAGAGAUCAGAGAGACCAGCCAGACGAAGGUGCUCAAGCAGCUCCUCAUGCUGCAGUCUUUGGAAUAACGAGCCUGUCAAUCAAUCAGCCACCUAUGCUGCAGGCUCCACCCAUCUCCACAGGCUCCGCCCACCCUGCUGCAGCCAAGCCAUAUUAUUCGCGUGAAUGGAAGUCUUGCUGUAAUACAUCCACCAACAUUUCACCCUUUCUUUAAACUCCAUGUCCACGUUGAAGGAUGUUGUUAUUCUGUUCAAAUUGCUAUGUUUAUUAAACCUCCCCGGUUAUUGACCUAUUUAUUCAUUGGCAUAGCCAGAAUUGAAUACUUCAGCGAUUUUAUAGUACAUUAGACUUCAAUGUCUCGGAAUAGCAACCUUUCCAAGUCCGUUCAUUAACACUAACACAGAUAAUAGCAUCACUUUGGCCAAAAUCCGCCGUGGCUCAGAAGUUUCGGUCCUGUAAAUUCAAAAUCCAUGGGCGGCACUACUGUG
Molecule: messenger RNA, 1008 nt
Organism: Carassius carassius (crucian carp)
Lineage: Eukaryota; Metazoa; Chordata; Actinopteri; Cypriniformes; Cyprinidae
Gene: ap2s1
Product: adaptor related protein complex 2 subunit sigma 1
Exons: 5
Coding region: 160-588 (142 amino acids)
Biological process (GO): clathrin-dependent endocytosis; intracellular protein transport
Cellular component (GO): intracellular membrane-bounded organelle; AP-2 adaptor complex; membrane coat
Molecular function (GO): clathrin-cargo adaptor activity
Source: RefSeq, a predicted model, not a curated record